AUGCUCAAUGAUUUGUCUCCAUGUGAAAUCCGUGGUUUCCCGGGGAUUGAAUCACGUUCAAAGGAAUUGGAGGAGCUAUUGGUGUUUGAUAAUGCAAACUGUGUCCGUACCAUUGGGGUUCUUGGCAUGACUGGAAUCGGCAAGACAACGGUUGCUGAUAGCGUAUACAAAGGAAACUACCCUCAGUUCGAUGGGUACUGUUUCCUUGAAGACAUUGAAAACGAGUCGAAGCGGCAUGGGUUACAUCAUUUGCAUCAGCAACUCCUGUGUAAAUUAUUGGAUGAAGAAAAGGUGGAUGUCAGAGCGCAUGGAAGAUUGGAAGAGUUUCUAAGGAACAAGAAGUUGUUUAUUUGCUUGGUGAACAUUUCUUAUAAUCGGCUUGAGAUGCAUGAUCUAAUGCAUACAAUGGGGAAAGAAAUCGGAUAUGAAUCAUCCAUCAAAAGGGCUGGCAAACGUAGUAGGUUGUGGAACCACAAAGAUAUUCGUUAUGUGCUUGAGCAAAAAACGGGGACUGAAUGUGUUAGAGGCAUCUUCUUGAACAUGUCUAACGUGGAAAGGAUCAAGCUAAGUCCUGAUGUUUUCAUGAGGAUGUCAAAUCUCAAAUUCCUUAAGUUUCACAAUUCUCAUUGUUCUCAGUGGUGUGAUAGUGACCGUAAAUUUCAGUUCUGCCAAGGGCUUGAUUACUUUCCGGAUGAGCUUGUGUACCUUCAUUGGCAGGGGUACCCUUACGAGUACCUGCCGUCAGAAUUCAAUCCAGAGGAACUUGUCCAUCUUAACCUGCGAUAUAGCCACAUCAGACAACUAUGGGAAGAUGAAAAGAACACAGGAAAUCUAAGAUGGGUCGACCUCAGUCAGUCAAAAGGCUUGCUGAAUUUAUCAGGUUUAUCCACGGCCAAAAAUCUUGAAAGACUGGAUCUCGAAGGCUGUACGAGUUUGGCUGUGUUGGGCCCAUCUAUCAAACAGAUGAGCGAACUGAUUUACCUGAACCUCAGAGAAUGCACAAGCCUCAAGAGUCUUCUAGAGGGAAUCAAUUUAAAAUCUCUAAAGACUCUGAUCCUCAGUGGCUGCUCGAAGCUUCAUGAGUUUCAUAUUAUAUCAGAAAGUAUUGAAUCACUUUAUUUGGAAGGCUCUGCAAUCGAACAAGUUGCUGAACACAUCGGUAGUCUUCGCAACCUUAUUUUGCUGAAUCUCAAGAAUUGUCGCAGGUUGAGGUAUCUUCCCAACGAUCUUUACAAGCUGAAAUCUCUUCAAGAACUGAUUCUCUCUGGCUGUUCAGCGCUGGAGCGUCUUCCACCCAUCAAAGAGAAGAUGGAAUGCUUAGAGAUAUUACUCAUGGAUGGAACGUCCAUCAAAAUGACACCUGAAACGAUUUGUUUGAGUAACCUCAAGGUGUUUUCGUUCUGUGGUUCUAGCAUCGAGGAUUCCACAGCGUCGGUAUUGUUGCCUUUCUCAGGCAACUCUUGCUUAUUAGACCUCUAUCUCACCAAUUGCAAUAUCAACAAAUUGCCGGACAACUUUAGCUCCUUACAUUCAUUGCGGUGUCUAUGCUUAAGCAGAAACAAUAUUGAGACUCUACCUGAAAGCAUCGAGAAACUUUAUUCUCUGAUGUUGCUUGACUUGAAACAUUGCCGCAAGCUCAGUUUUCUCCCUGUGCUUCCAUCUAAUCUACAGUACUUAGAUGCUCAUGGGUGUGUUUCCCUGGAAAAAGUUGCCAAAGCAGUGACGCUUCCCCUAGUAGCUGAGAGGAUGCAUACUACUUUCAUAUUCACGGAUUGCUUCAAGCUGAACCGAGCUGAACAAGAAGCUAUUGUAGCUCAGGCCCAACUCAAGAGUCAGCUACUGGCAAGGACAUCUCUUCAACAUAACCACAAGGGAGUAGUUCUAGAUCCUCUGGUUGCCGUUUGCUUUCCAGGAAGUGACGUACCCUCAUGGUUCUGCCAUCAGAGAAUGGGAUCGUCGAUAGAAACUGACCUGCCUCCACACUGGUGCAACCGUAAAUUUAUUGGAGCUUCCCUAUGUGUCAUUGUCACCUUCAAGGAUCAUGAAGGUCAACAUGCCAACCGUUUAUCUGUAAGAUGCAAGUGCACUUUCAAAAGUCAAAACGGUCAGUCCAUCAGCUUUAGUUUCUGUCUUGGAGGAUGGAACGAGUCAUGUGGAUCAUCUUGCCAUGAACCACGGAAACUUGGAUGUGACCAUGUGUUUAUUAGUUAUAACAACUGUAACGUACCACUCUUCCAAUGGAGUGAAGAGAGUGAUGACGGUUAUAGAUGUCGUCCCACUAGUGCCACAUUUGAAUUCUACCUUACUGAUGACACUGAAAGAAAACUAGAAUGCUGCAAGGUGAUAAGGUGUGGGAUGAGUUUGCUGUAUGCUCCGGAUGAGAACGACCGUGGAUUCCAAGGAAUACGGGCUACAGAUUUUCUUGAGCGUACACCGAGUGUGCCCGUGCUAGGUUGGUCCCAGUCCCACUCACAAGUUGGAGAAAGAAGGAAUGGUAUAACAAAAGAUGAAAUCCCCUUAUGAAAGAUCCUUUGGUGCCUCGAAGGAGGUUUCUAUAUACUUUUUAUGGCUUUAUCCUUGGAUGUGACCGGGUCGCCGCCAUUUGAAGAUGUUUGAUGAAGUGACCACGGUACUGCAACUCUGUUGCACUUCCAAGUUCCAAGAUACAAAAUAGAGUAUUCUUUCUCUGUUUCUCCCUUUGCAUGACAUGUAUGCUCAGUUGCUUGAUUUUGGUAGACCCACUGUUCCCCGAAGGUUCUAUGUAUAUCCUCUCAAAAUUGAAGGAGGAGAGAUCCAGAUUCUUGGGUGAUAAGGAGAUAUAUGGGCCAAGAUUUUUUGUACUUAUUUUGGCGGAUAUCAAUAAAACCAUUUUAAAUUCUACGUUUCGAUUCACAUUGUGUGCAUACCACAAAAUACCAAUUGAUUCAAAGUUGGAAGCCUCUG
Messenger RNA from Thlaspi arvense, 2943 nucleotides. NCBI's taxonomy places the organism in Eukaryota, Viridiplantae, Streptophyta, Magnoliopsida, Brassicales, Brassicaceae. The record is from the annotation of a GenBank genome assembly.